UUAAAGAAAACAAACAGCGAUGACGAUGAAGCAGCGGGAGGACGUUGACCAGCCGAAACUUUGCAAAGCGGGCUGCGGGUUUUUUGGGAACUCGAAAACCCAAAACUAUUGUUCUGUUUGUUUUAAGGCUGUGCUUCAGAAGGCGACAUCCAAGCAAACAGUUAUUUCCGUUAACGUAGUUGAUACAAUUCCAUUGGAAAACCAUCAUAGUGUUGAAGUCAAGAAGAAGAAGAGAUGUCACGUCUGCAACAAACGGGUUGGGUUGAUUGGGUUCGGGUGUAGGUGUGGUGAAAGUUUUUGUGGGUUGCAUCGGAUGCCUGAAGAACAUACAUGCAAAUUCGAUUUCAAAGCCGCUGGCCGUGCGGUUUUAGAGAAAGAAAACCCGGUUUGUGUAGCCGAUAAACUGGAGACCAGAAUUUGAUUAGUUUUAGUGCAAUGUAAUUCAUCUUUUACACUUAACAAAGUCUUGUAUUUUCAGUUAGUC
Messenger RNA from Helianthus annuus (common sunflower), 484 nucleotides. Its product is annotated as AN1-type zinc finger protein 5-like. Lineage: Eukaryota; Viridiplantae; Streptophyta; Magnoliopsida; Asterales; Asteraceae. The coding region runs from base 20 to 421 and encodes 133 amino acids. The transcript has a single exon. The record is from RefSeq and is a predicted model, not a curated record. Gene Ontology annotation, molecular function: zinc ion binding; DNA binding.